Molecule: messenger RNA, 5886 nt
Organism: Symbiodinium sp. CCMP2456
Lineage: Eukaryota; Dinophyceae; Suessiales; Symbiodiniaceae
Source: the annotation of a GenBank genome assembly
GUUCGCCGGCUUGCUUUGGAGGUUCGGUCUUUGCAGCUGCUGGUUGAGACCCGACUAGGGGCGCGCGACGCUGAGGCUGCAUACCCGCCUGCUGAGGAGCCUGUUCCGCACUCCAGUGUCCCGGUCACUCCCGAGCGUGGCUCGACCCUGCCGAUCGCUUCAGUGUCCUCCCCGGCUUUGUUGCCUUCACCCCCCUCUGCUGUGAAUCCCGGAGGGCCUUCUCUAACUGAGUGGCGUGGGCAACUUAACGAUACCGAACGCCGCGCCCUCGCAAGGCGCAUCGGAGUGUGGGUUCGCCGGUCCCUUGACGAGAACCACCGUGGGCCCAGCGGUCGCGAGGAGAAUCCGCAAGCCAGCCGUGUGUACUUGGUCGCUCGAGACUGCCGAGGCACCGCACACGACCCUCCGUUGCUUUUCCGGACUUUCAGUGCUGCAAGGGCUUGGGUAAAGCCUGCGGGGUACGUGCCAGAACAGACCGUCUUUGUCGGUCUCCCUACCCUGUGGGAAGCUGCGAUUGUUGCCGAGGCUGCAGGUUUGAGGCCCCAGGAGCUCCACUAUGUUGUGGCCGGGGGCGUUCUCAACUAUGACUUCGAGAUAGGUGCCUUAGCUGUUGGAGACGGCGAUUCUCGACGCACCAUUUCUGUGAUACUUGUGGCGCCUUUUGAAGAGCGCCUGCUUGCUAUUUUUCCGCAUAAGGCCUGGGACAAGAAAGCAAACAAAAGAAAGCUCCCGGCCGGCCCUUUUACAAAGCCUUUGCUGUGUGAGGUCGCCUGCGCCUCCCUUUUGGAUAGGACCGUCGUCUCUGCCGAGGCCCCGGUUAAGGUGUGGUUUGGCAUGCUUGCGCGGGCCCUUGCAGAGCAGAUCGUUUUUGACUCGAGCGAGCCCCCUGAUAUCCCGUUUGGGCCGCCCUCUUCGCCGGUGCUUCCUUAUGCCCCCGCCCUUGUGGAGCUUGCGGAAAACCAGUUUGGCUUUCAGUCGGCCCUCAGCUCGCCCGGGCCUCGGGCUGACCCUUUUGAGGCUCGUCUUCAGGCCCUCGAGAGUACCUUAGGACAGCUCAACGCCAGCGUGCAGCAGCUCGUCGGCCGAGACGGAGCCCCUCCUGAUCCGCGUGCGAGCCGUGCGAAGGCAGCCCCGAAGGCAAGAGCAGCAGUCCCGGGGGCAGCCAAGGCAGGUACUCGUGCAGGUGUCGGGUCCAUUCCUGGGACUCCGGCUCCCCCGGGCAAAGCAAAAGAGGUCCCUGGCCUCGACCCAGCCGUCGUCAAAGCCGCCCUCGACUCCGGAGUCUCUGCCUUCGAGCUAAAGGAGCUCGGCGGUCUGCUUGCAAAAGGUCGCGGCGCUCUAGGCGACUUCCCGGCUGCUCCUGCUGAGGCUGCCCUUGAUGUCGCCGAGGGUGCCUCGCUUGGGGAGCCUCUUAGCUCCUCCUCUUCCGGGAGGUCAAAAGGUGCCGCGUACCGCCUGCUGAAGGAUAGCUUGGACAAGGCCCCGGAGCUUAUCUACCAAGAAAUAGAAAAGCUGCUGGACGAAGACCUCCUCUCGAGGCGGGCCAUUGGAUCGCUCAGCUCGGCGCAGAGUUCAGCCCGGGCUUGGGUAGAGUUUCGCAGUCGGGUGGGAUAUUACCCCACCACAAUCCGCACCAUGUGGUGCCUGGCCGGCAUCCUUGACGCUUUGAGAGAUGACAAGGUCUCCGAGGCUCGUGCCCGCACUUGCUUGGCGCUGGCCGCCCUCGACCAGGCGUGCAUAGAUGCUGGGUCCUGGGCCUAUGCUCAAGAAAUCCUGCUUGAGAGCCCGCCGCCGCUGGGUUCCUUCCAGGGCCGCAAGACGCUCUCUGACCCUUUGGAGUCGUACCACACCCGGCUCCUCAGCGGCCGUUGGUCCGACCUUCUUUUGCACCGUGUCAAAGAGCUUGAAAGUUUCCUCGAUGCAAAGCGCAAGCUUGGCCGCGGCCGCGGCGGCGACUCAGGAGGCCGAGGCACAGGUGAAGACACACCGCCAGAGCCCGGCGGCAAAAACAGAGGUCGAGGAGGUAAAGGAGCUUUGGGUGCGCCCGCGGCUCCUGAGAAGCCAGAGCUCCUGGCUGACGGGACUGUGUCUUUUUGCCAUCCUACCGGCUGCGCGCCCCCCCCCUUUGUGGACGGGGCUUUCUUUUCUUCAUCUUUGACUUCGUGUGACGCUGCGGCUGCUGCCGUGGCUUCUUGUGAUCCGGCCGCCGUGCUUCUGACCGCCCGGCUGUUGGAUAACUUUCUUCGCUUGCCCUUGCACCGGGUCAGCCAGGGACCUGCCUGUACGCCGUUCUCCCUCCGAGGCUGCCGUCUUUCCUCAGCUUGCUUGAGCCGGAGCUGGGGCCGCAUAGCUGACAGGCUGAACGCUUGGACAAACCACCCUCCGGUCGGCUUGGAGGAUAUGGGCCGAGCGGCGGGAAAGGUGGAGAAGAUCGAGGAGCAACUUGAGAUGCUCAAGACGGCCUCUGAGCGCGCCACCGCCGCGAUGCCGAACCUAGCUCCGGCAAAGGACGUGGAGGCCGGCCGUUUGAACUUCCCGGUCCCUCCUCGGUUCGACCCUUGCCCUUUCUUGGAUGACCGCCUUCGGGCCUUGUACGUCGACCCGGCCUCUUCUGCAAUCCCUUUUGCCGAGCUCCCUUUCGACCCCCCUAAGGUAAGGUUUAGGGCCCGAGAUAAGCAGUCCCGCCUUGAACUCCUCGCACUGCUUGAUGCUUCGGACCGGCUGGUCCUUUUCCCGGCCGACGGUGUCUCGUUGCAAGGCUGUUGCGGGCUAUUUGCCGUGCCCAAAACCUUGGACAGGGACAGGCUGAUAGUUGACGCCCGUCCGGGCAACAUGGUCCAGGUGGCCGAUAACCGAUGGCUAGCCCUGAUGCCCACGUCAGCGGCCCUGUUGUGCUUUGAACUUCGGGACGAUGAGGCUUUGUGGGCCUCGGGCACCGACCUGCGUGACUUUUACCACAACUUCCUGAUAACUUCGGGGCGGGCGAUGUUCUAUCGUUUUGCCGGGACCUUUGCCCCUAAGGACCUGACCGCUCUAAAGUGUUUCCGCCCCGAGUUUUUGAAGUGCAGGCAACUGAGCGCCGCUUUGGCUACCAUGGCAAUGGGAGACCUGAACUCCGUUAGCUUUGGCCAAUGCAGCCACCUGGGCCUGCUGCUGGCGCACGAGGUGGCUUCCUUUGAAGAACUGAUGACCCUUCGUGGUCGCCCGACCCGGGGGGACCUUAGCCUCGGGGUUGUCAUCGAUGACCUGGUCGUCCUGGAAAAGGCCCUCCUCCAGUCAGGCCCUGCCCGGACCGACGCCGUCAUGGAUCGCGCCUUUGCAGCUUACGCCGCUGCCCCUCUUCCUGUGCACGAGGGCAAGACUUUCCUUAAGCAGCACAAGGCGUCUUUUUGGGGUUCCGAUGUCGAUGGCUUGCAAGGCAUCGUUCGCCCGGCCUGGCACCGCUUGAUUCCCCUCGUCGGUUUGACCAUAGCUUGCAUCCGGCUCCCGGUGCUCACGGUUAGCCUCCUUGAGGUUUUGGCAGGGUCCUGGGUGUCCGUGCUGUCCUAUCGGCGGCGCUGCCUCUCGCUUCUGAACUGGGUUUACUUUCUGCAAAGGGGCCGCUCCCGAGCCUCUGUUGUUCGAGUUCCUCCCGAGCUCCGUUCCGAGUUGCUGCGACUCUGCCUGGUCGCCCCCUUCUUGGUCUGUGACAUGCGGGCCCAGUCCAGCGAGCUCCUCGUCGCCACUGACUCGUCAGAUGACUGCGGGGCUGGGGCAACCGCCCGUGUGGGCCCGGCUUGGGGGAAAGAGCUUCAACGCCAUGUCCUCGCAAAAGGGCUUUGGAACCGGCUCCUUCGCCCUAGCGAAGCCAUGCAGCGUCGAGCGGGUUGCCUGGACCAGGAAGACGAGCUGCCGGGUGACACGUACCGGACGCACGCCCUGUGGACGUUACUUUGCCGCUCCUUGCCGUUCAAGCUCUUUGCAGCCUUUCCUCGGAAGGCGGGUCUCCAUAUCAACAUCAAGGAGGCCGAGAGCUACCUCAUAGUGGAAGAGCGGCUCUCUGCGGGCCCCUGGGAAAGCUCGCGAUGCAUAGGCCUUUUGGACUCUCAGGUUGUGCUGGGUGCUCUUCUAAAGGGCCGCUCAAGCUCCAGUGCCCUGAACCGAUGCCUCCAGGCUUCUCUCCCGGGAUAUCUCUUUUUCAAUAUCCAUCCUUCCUUUUCUUUUGUUGCCUCAGAGGACAACCCUAGCGACGACCCCAGCCGCUACAAAGAAGUGCGAAAGCCCAACUUGCCUUUGCCCAGGUGGUUUCAGGCCGGCAUGUCAGGCGACUUCGCCCCCUUCGAUCUUUUCCUCUCCGACCUCGACCUGCUCCCAGAGCAGAUGCAAGGCCUCCCUCAGCUCCUUUGCGACUUUCGUUCUCGAUGCGGGGUGCCUCUGCCCUACCAAGGGCCUCGUCGAGUGACCUCCGAGGCUCCGGAAAGCGAUGACCACUACGAUGCCCCUGCCUCUCAGGACUAUAUUUCUGCAAGGAGCGUCGGCGAAAGGGAGGCCCCUGCUCCUUCCGCUCCCUGCUUUCAGCCGAGUUUCCCUAAAGCCGCCUCUGCUUUCUUCUCACGGUGCUCAGCCGGCCAGUUCCUCUGGCCCGGUGGUCGCAGGCCACCUUCCUCUCGCCGACCUGCCGAGCCGGUCUACCUUUGUCUGUUUGCUGGCUCUCGUACCGUUGCGCGUGCCUGGGCGGGACAGAGCUCCAGCCCAGCCCUGACCUUUGACUGGAAGGAUGGGCCCUCUCAAGACUUAAGUGACAAAGCUCUGCAAGACUCCAUCCUCGACAUGCUGCGGCUCGGGGCUUUCAGUGCUGUGGGUGUGGCGAGCGAGAACCGGCUCAUCGACUUCACCUGCUCUGUCGCUUCAGCCUGCCUCGAUUUGGGCAUCCCUUUCUGGAUUGACGGACCUGACACUUCCCUGCUUUGGUCUUACCCACCGCUUCGUCGCCUCCUUCUCUGCAGCCCGGCCCUGGACUUCUGGAGUUUUGACCGCUGCCGUUUUUCUGAGCCAUGGCAAAAGCGCACCCGAGUGCUUACCACUUCGGACCUGGCUGGGCGACAUGACCAUUGCCGCGGCGGGCACAGGCAUUUGCACCUUCGCGGCCGCUUGGGCCCAGGACAGGGUGACGGCACCAAGGCAGCGGACAGCUUUCCGAAACGCGCUGCCGAGGUUCUGGUGCGCAGUUUGCUACACAAGGUGGCUACGCGUGACGGUGGUCCGGCCGAGGCCGCUUUCACAGGAACGCUGCGAGUGGGAGAGGCGAAAGUGCCAGGGCCAAGGCAGAAGCCGCGUGUCCCCAGGACCGGUUCCCUGUUCGACGUCGAGCUCAUCGAGCAGGCUACCCUCCGAGUGCGGGAACAGAUCUGGAAAGUUUUCUUAGCAUGGCUUCGGGAGAACGUAACGGAGCUAGCUGUGUUAGCUUUGUUCCGCUGCCCUCCGCUGCUCGCGCUGGUGAUGCGGGACUACGGUGACGUUCUUUACCAAACAGGGUUCCCUCUGGGAUCUUACAGGCAGCUGCUAGCUCACGCCCAGAAGAUUUUCCCUUUGCUGCGCCCUCACAUGUCAGUGGCUUGGAACAUGGUUUCGCGCUGGGAAGAACUGCAACCGGUGUCGCAUAGGACGCCGGUACCAGAGGCCCUGCUCCGAGCCCUAAUCGGUCUUAGCCACGCGUUGGGCUGGGAGCGAUGGACGGCAGCGACUCUGGCGAUUUUCUUCUUCGUGUCUCGGCCUGGAGAAGUGCUUCGGGCUACACGAGGAAAACUUCUGACUCCCGAGGAUGCUCUGGAACCUUUCCACCGCUGGUUGUAUCUGAGAUUACCGCCCCAAAGAGCCGCCGGAGGGCAGCUAGGGUGCAACACGUGA